AUGGAGGAACCUCCGGCUAAUGGCCGUGACAUGUAUGACAUUAUCCUGGAGCAGUUCGACAUAGAGUUUGAACCUGAGGAGGGGCCUACAAUCAAUGACAACGCUGCCAUUCAGGAGGAUAACUGGUACUCAUCGCGGGAUCAUUGCCUCUUUGCCUUGCUUGAUGAUGCGGUAGUGCAUAAAUACGGUUUCUACAUGAAGUCUACCAGAAGGGCAUCGGCGCUAGCAUUGUGCAAGAGUCAGAAGCUUGGGUUGGACCCCCCUUGUCCAUGGCGGUGCAGCUACGCUCGUCUCGAGCGGAACGGACCGUGGCGAAUCGUUGAGCUGUCCGAUCCCGCAGAGCACACAUGCGACCGUGUCUACCGGACCCGGUGGUGGCCCGGUAUGGGACGUAAGAGGAAGUACCUUUGGCGGAAAUUCGGGAACUUCGUCCGUGCAGCGCCGUUCAACGCCCCUUGGGACUACGCCCGGCAGAUUACGGCAUGCUCUGGUCCGAAGUUAACUUACAACAACGCCUACCGGCUGAAGGUAGGCAUCACGGCGCAACGAUUCGGCGACUGGUGCGAGUCAUUCCGCUACAUUCCGGCGGUGCAAGAGCGCAUUCGGCAGAUCGACAGCGGAGCAACCGUGGAGCUUUUGACAUACAACCACGAAUUUCUCCGCUUCUUCAUGGCACCGAGUGCAACACGCGAAGCACUGAAGACGUGCAGGCCUGUCAUCGCACUGGAUGGGACUUUCCUGAAUCGUGCUCAGAAGGCUACUCUGCUGUACGCCAACGCGAUGGACGGCAAUCAGCAGAUCAUCCCCAUCGCGUGGGCGCUCGUAGAUAGCGAAACCAAGGACACGUGGACUUGGUUUUGCCGGCUCUUUGAUAAGCACUGCUCCGACUGGAAGGGACGGGACGACGCGGCCAUCAUCAGCGACCGGGACAAAGGUCUCAUCCCGGCGGUGAAGGAAGUGUUCCCUGAGAAGGUGGCGCACUACUUCUGUGGGUGGCACAUGCAGCAGAACGUGAAGCGGUUCGGCAAGACUUCCGCGGACAUGAUAUGGCGGCUUUUGACAGCCCGGUCUUUGGACAAGUACAACGAGCUCAAGGUCGGUGCACGUGAAUCCCAUCCCCUGCUCACGACUUACCUCUACGCAAACACGCCGGACGCGUGCAACCGCCAACAACAUUGCGGCCAAAGCGGCUGA
This is a messenger RNA of Closterium sp. NIES-65, 1194 nucleotides long. Lineage: Eukaryota; Viridiplantae; Streptophyta; Zygnematophyceae; Desmidiales; Closteriaceae. The record is from the annotation of a GenBank genome assembly.